Molecule: messenger RNA, 1756 nt
Organism: Clarias gariepinus (North African catfish)
Lineage: Eukaryota; Metazoa; Chordata; Actinopteri; Siluriformes; Clariidae
Product: hemicentin-1-like
Exons: 7
Coding region: 1-885 (294 amino acids)
Molecular function (GO): calcium ion binding
Source: RefSeq, a predicted model, not a curated record
AUGACUAAAACUUCAGACAGAAAUGUGGAUGAGUGUGUGGAGUCGUCUGUGUCUCCCUGCCAGCAUCAGUGCUUUAACACACUCGGCUCAUUCCGCUGCAGCUGCCUGCCUGGAUACCAGCUGGUGGGACAUCGCUGCUUUAAUGUAGAUGAGUGUAAAGACGGCUGUCACAUGUGUCGCUACAGCCAAACCUGCCAAAACACACUUGGUGGAUAUGUGUGUGUGUGUCCAAGAGGCUACCGCUCUCAGGGUGUGGGCAUACCGUGUGUAGAUGUUGAUGAGUCCGUGAGUGCUGAAACGUACAUGGUAGUUUUCCGGUGUUUGUGUCCCCCGUGGACUUUCCUGCUGAUGAACGGCCACUCGUGUGCUGGACUCGAGAGAGGAAGUGUGUUUAGUAAUCGAACUUGGGUUCGAGCGGGACUUCAGCCCCAGUUGGUGUCCACAAGAGGUCAAACACUAACACUGCUACAGAACACGCAGCAGGGAGCACCAUGGAGCAACUUACACACCUGCCCUACUGGGUAUACAAGCAAAGCCGGUAGCUGUGUGGGGUAUCAGCUGAUGUCCAACGGUCAAACAUGCAGAGAUAUUGAUGAAUGCCUUGAGCACAGUGUGCAGUGUGGACCAAACCAAAUGUGCUUUAACACGAGGGGGAGUUAUCAGUGUUUGGACACUGCAUGUCCUGGCAGCUAUCACAGAGGAGGUCCAGGACUGUGCUACAAGCCAUGUUCUCAUGGGUGUGCUGCGGGAUCGUCUCUCCUCCUUCAGUAUAAACUCAUCACAAUCCUCUGGGAAUUCCAGCUCAACACAACGUCAUCCGACUGUCAGCAUUUUCCGAGUCUGGUGUUCUUCAGGAGAGAACAUUAUUCACCACUCGCCCUUUAAAUCAGUCUGGUCUAGUGAAGCUGAAGGUCCAAGCAACCACGCACAACCAGCAAGGACAAAUCACUUACCAGAGUUUAUUCAUUAUCUACAUCUCAAUUUCUGCUUAUCCAUUCUGAUCCCUCUAUCUCCAGUUAUUCACACGUAUCCCUCCACCUUCACUCGUCCACCAACAUCAUUAGUUAGCGUUUUAUCUUAUCAAAACUGAUUUAAUUUUUUUUUAAAUAUUCUUUAUUGGUUGAAUAUUUUUCCGAUUCUUUGUUAUUAUAAGAUUGUUUGUCAGAAUUACAAUAGGUGUUUAAAUGUUCACCUCUCAGUGCUCUGUGAUGUUUUUCAGUGUGGAUUAAUGUGUGUAUGAUUCAGAUUUAAACACCUCAGUGUCACUGCUGGUUGAAAAACUGAGCUGCAGCAGUAAGAGGUGUGUAAUAAAGAGCAAGUGUGUUUUAAAGCUUAGCCGCUUCACUUUAACGCACAGACUUAAUGUAAUCAGGCAGGAAGGAAUUUUUUUUAUACAAAAUACAUACAUUGGUCAGAUAGAGCAAGUAAACUAGUUGUUAUUAUUAAUAUUAGACAGUUCUUAACCCAGCGGCACAGUGGUGUAGUGGUUAGCACUGUCACCUUGCACAUCCAGGGUCCGGGUUCGAUUCCCGGCCAGGCUCAAUUCCCGUCUCUGUGUGCAUGGAGUUUGCAUGUUCUCCUCGUGCUUGGUGGGUUUCCUCUGGAUAUUCCGGUUUCCUCCCGCAGUCCAAAGAUAUGCAGGUUAGGCUAAUUGGUGUUUCCAAAUUGUGUAGAGUGUGUGUAUGUGUGUGUGCCCUGUGAUGGAUUGGCACCCUGUCCAGGGUGUACCCUGCCUCGUGCCCCAAGCCUCCUGGGA